Molecule: messenger RNA, 4210 nt
Organism: Magallana angulata
Lineage: Eukaryota; Metazoa; Mollusca; Bivalvia; Ostreida; Ostreidae
Product: tumor protein p63-regulated gene 1-like protein
Exons: 4
Coding region: 36-920 (294 amino acids)
Cellular component (GO): cytoplasm
Source: RefSeq, a predicted model, not a curated record
AAUAACUCUCCUAGGAGAUCGUAAACACAUUCAAAAUGGCGACGAACACCGAGACGCAUAACCAGGUUCUUUCAGAUGAGGAACAGAAAACAUUUUCAGGGGCAACGCUCCAAAUCGACGGCGUUGACAAUCAAACGGGACACGAGCCCGGUGUAGACUUUGUCGGGUCAGGUACAAAUUUCAACAGGAAUCGCCCCGGAAGUGUAUAUGGACGGCAGAGUAUUCGGAGUACGACCAGUCGAACCUCUGUCCGGCCGGGGUUCAUCAAGAGUGACGUGGAGUCAGACACUUUCUUCAGCUACAAGGAAGAGAACUUCAACAGAGCCCUUGAGACAUGUAAGAAGACACUGAAGGCUGACAUUGAUGGUGACUUCGUCGGAGCCUGGUUGCUGACCUGCAUUGACCACUGGGACAAUGAGAGGGAAAGAUUACUCAUCCUGACCAAAAACUGCAUGCUUAUCUAUAAGUAUGAUUUUAUUAUCCACAAGAUGGAGGACUUUAAACGGGUCAUGCUACACUUGAUUGACACGAUUUGUGUUGGAGACUUUGUGUACCCACCCAAGAGUCUGAUGCCACCAAGGCAACAUGGUGGAAUUCAGGUCAGAUGGAACAAAGGAGAACAGCCGACUUGGGCCCAGGUGUGGAACCCCUGGUGUGCCAGCAUACCGUGGAUCAACCUGUCCCAUCAUCCUCUGCUGUACAACCCCAAGGAAUACGAGACCGCCAUUUAUAACGUUGACGAGUUCUAUGAGUCCCUGAUACAAGCCAUAAGUAACAGCUACAAAGAGAAGCGACCUGAUGCAAAGAUCACUAUAGUGGAGGGGCCAAUCUUGAUUGAGAGCUACGCAAGUUUGUCAUCCAUGAUUUACAACCAGAGUGGGCUUGGAUUUAACAGAGACAGGAAAGGCAUAAGCUUUUGAGCUCUACAUUGUACAGUUCUUGAAAAACACUGUAAGCAAGCAAGCAUAAUGUUUUCAUUUUUAUAUGUUACAAAGAAAUCCAUUUUUACCAAAAUAAUUCUACAUAAAAAAUUGAAAGAAGAUUUCCUACUUUUCAGAAAGCAAAUAUAUAAGACAUAGAUUUCAACAUAAAGGUUCGAUAGAAAAGAUUCAUUUGAAACUAAAAACUUUGAUAAAACUGAUACAUUUCUUGAUAUUGUAUUAACUAUUACAUUUAUUUCAAAUUCUUUUGUAACUGUAACUUUUGCUACGUCUAUAUUUUAAACUGCUGUGUUAAUAAGGUCACGAAAAGGUAUGUUUGAAAUGACCACUACUCUGUUAUUAUGAUACUAUCAAUAGUAUUAUUAUUGCUCCUUCUUAUAAGAGUGCAUGCAUUAUAGAUGUGAUUAUUUUAUUGAAAUAGUACGCAUUGACUUUUCGAAAGUUAUUAGAUUAAAAUAUAAAACAUGUACAUUACAAUAAUAUAUGACUUUGUUUUUUUUAGGAAAUUACUAGUAUACUGUGCCCAGUGCUUAAAAUUUUUUUUUUGUUUGUUCAUGCUUGUUUAUAUUUAUUUAUUUAUCUGCAAUUAUCAGUGCUGUUUGAAGGUGAAUUGAACAUUGAUUAAUAUAUUUGCCCACCUUGUAAUUAGAAUUAGACUAGUUUUGUGUAUCUGUUGACAUCCAUUCCAGAUGAAGUGAUAUUCAUUACGUGUUAUACCCAUUACAUUUAGAUUGUAUUUUGUUUAUGUUACCCUUACUUGCCACUGCAAGAACCUUGUUAUUUGAUAGCAAUGAUUUUCUGAUGAAAGUUGGUCUUUGCACACUUCAUCAUGCUAUAGAAGUUUUCAUCUAUAGAUUGUUGGAUUUUAUCAAGAAAUACAAUUUAUUGUAUUUGUAUGAUAUUUGAGAGUGUGAGUGUCUCUUAAUAGAAAAAAUCCUAACAAGAUAAACCUCUUUAAGGAGCCGCCCCCUCCCUACCUUAUUUCCUGUUUGGUGAUGAAGUUUUCACUUGUGCAUUAUAUAAUUGACCUUUGUUGUUUAUUCAUGGAUCAUGACAAAGUAAUAUUUGUUUUGUUGUUGAAAAGAAUUGCCUCUGAAUUUAUAAAUCUUGAGUUAAUCUUGGCUGACAUAGUUUUUAUCCAUGACAGUUUACAAAUCACAAGAUAGAUACAGCAUAAGUUUCAAUCAGAAUUUUGGAAUGGGGUUUUAAUUGGGAUCCAAGUUUUCCUGUGGUAAAUUAAAACAAGAAUUUAGGUGAUGGGAGAUGGUUUACAGAUAAAUUUCCUUACUGAGUUUUGUAAAUUUUUUUUAAUUACUGUCUCAGAUUUCUAGUCUCUCAUCUGAUACAUAUAUUUGAUCUAGUACUUACCAAUUGGUUUAAUACAUUUCUGUUCUAGUACACACAUAUAAUCCAGGGUUCAUAUUACUAAAGAACUUACGGCAAUGUUGUUAAUAUUUUCAGUCUCCUGGAAUCACUUUAAACGAACUGAAUUAACAUGAAAACAUUUAUUUACAACUUAUUUUCAUAUCUGAAAUUAUGUUUUACAGGCAUUAGAUUAAAACAUUAUUUUGUGAUUAAUUAGCAUUAAUUAAUUUGAUUAAUUAAUUAAUUUGUCCAAAGUUCUUUUUCUAAACUGCAGUCUGGUUCUGUGGUGGUUUAGUACAAUGGAUCUGAUGUAUCACAUGUGAUCAUAAGGUCUUUGACAAUUGCUAAUGUGGUCAAGUACUCCUAUGCUUAUCAGAAUACAUAGCGUUUGUUUGUGAGCGAGUUGAAUAAUUGCAGUUGAGGGCUAUUGCAAUUUUUUUAGAUGCCAUACUCUAUAUGAAAUGUUUCAUUUAUAGACAAAAUCUCUGUAACCAAGUUUUCAUUAUGAUUCUUUGUUUAAUAUAUAUAAGAUAGAGGUAUGUUAAAUUUAAAAAAGAGAGCAAGGAAGUAUAUUAUCUUACCUUUUAAUUGAAAUGGACACAGUUUUUAUAUGAAAAGGACAACAAGUUGUUUAGGAGAAAGUCUAAAGCAUUAACAAAUUAUAUCUGAAUGUGGAAAAAAAACCUUUUGGGAUAAAGUUAUUAAAUUUAUUACCCAGCCUUUUGUUAGAGAACGGCUAUGAAAUUAGCUUUCUGUGCAGGAUCAUACCAUUUCACAAUGCAAAUGCUCUAUAUCAAAGUUUGGGUUAUUCUUCUUCAGCUUAAAAAUAGUCAUCAUUCAUAUUACAGUUUGACUGAUAUCUCAAACAAUGAUAUCUUGAAUACAAAAGAUGUGUCAAAGUGAUUUGUAAGUCCCAACCACUUACUUUUUAAGUGUUUUUCCCUCAAUAUCUCUAAUUUUAUAAACAUAAACAGUCCCAUCUAGUUUGAGAUAACGAAGUUUGACUGUUAUAUGUCAUAUUUCAUUUAUCAUUUUUUGAUAUAGAGUAUUUUGGCAUGGAAACUACUGAAAGGCCACACUCAGAAGUCUUUAAUUAAGAGUAUUUGUUGUUAAGACUGUUACUACUGCAUUGUAUGUAUUUGUUGUUUUUCAUAUUGUUUUAUUUAUUUUACAUGUUUUCACAUAUCUAUUAUGUACAGGGAGAUUUUUCAUGCAUUUGUAGACUUCUAUACUGGACAUUUACAGAAACUACAUUUGAGAUCUUUCCUUUCAUAAGAUAUAGUUAAUUGCACAAUCAACAAUCAAAUUUGUUCAUUAUGAUAAAUAUAAAGCAAAUAUUAUUUAAAUACGAAAGGCCCCUGCUUGCAAAAAUUAACUGUUGCAUACCAAUUACUUGAAGUGUGAUAUACAGGUAAUACAUACAUGUAGAAUGACUAGUACCUGCUCACAGAGAAGUUAAGACAGAAGACAGCUCUUGUACAGGGGCACAGUAUAUAUCUAUAAUUACUGUAAUGCUUGUAAACACUGUGGAAGAUUUAAACUUAUGUAUAUGUAAACUUUACAGCAAACCAAUAGGUUAUUGCUCACCCUUGGAGAACCUAUGCAUUAUUUUGUUCAUUUCAAGUUUGUAUUUAUUUACUGAUUUUUUACAUAUCAUUUUCCAAGAUGUUUUCAUUAAGUAAAAUCUAUGUAUACUCUGCCUCAUUUUCAUUAUCUAUAUUUAGCCGUUUUUAAUUUUUGAUUUUCAUAAGGAUAUUUUCUGUUAUUUUUGUGAUUUGAAGUUUAGCCAUCUUUCCUUAUUGGCAGAUAAACAUCAAUAGACUUUACUUUCUUGUAUAGUAUGGCAAUUUUAGAUGUUUGUGUUCUAUAUCGAAUGUAUUAAAAAAAAGCACUGGUAGAGAAAA